Molecule: messenger RNA, 705 nt
Organism: Elgaria multicarinata webbii
Lineage: Eukaryota; Metazoa; Chordata; Lepidosauria; Squamata; Anguidae
Product: pseudouridine-5'-phosphatase-like
Exons: 1
Coding region: 4-705 (233 amino acids)
Molecular function (GO): phosphatase activity
Source: RefSeq, a predicted model, not a curated record
GCGAUGGCCACUUCGUCCAGCGGCAAGCCGCUACAGCCCGUCACCCACGUUAUUUUUGACAUGGACGGCACCCUCCUGAACACCGAAACCCUUUAUACCAUCGUGUUCCAAGAGGUAUGCGACCGCUAUGGGAAGAAAUUCACUUGGGAAGAGAAAGCUUUAACUAUGGGCAGGAGGGAAGUGGAGGCGAUCGAGAUGGUCCGGAAGAUCCUCGACAUCCCCCUAAGCUCCGCAGAAAUCUUGCGUGAAACUACAGCGAAGAAAAAGGAAUUGUUUCCAACCGCCGCGCUGCUGCCAGGCGUCGAAAGACUCGUCCGUCAUCUCCAUCAAUGUAAGAUCCCCGUCGCGGUCGCCACCAGCUCGGUUCGAGAGUGCUAUGAACUGAAAACGGGUCAUCUCAAACCCUUCUUCGGCCUCUUUCAUCAUAUUGUUACGGGAGAUGAUCCCGAAGUGAAGAAUGGCAAACCGGCCCCGGAUAUUUUCCUCGUCUGCGCGAAGAGGUUUGAGCCUCCUCCAACCCCGGGAAAGUGCCUCGUAUUUGAAGAUGCGCCCAACGGCGUCACCGCGGCCCUAAUGGCUGGGAUGCAAGUGGUCAUGGUGCCCGAUGAACACCUGAAGAAAGAACUUACUAAAGAAGCAACCCUAACACUCCAGUCGAUGAAUGACUUCAAGCCAGAAAUUUUUAACUUGCCCAAAUUUAGUUGA